UCCCCCAGGGGUUCAAGAAUUCACCAACCCUCUUUGAUGAGGCCCUACACCAAGACCUAGCCGACUUCCAGAUCCAUAACCCUAACCUGAUCCUGCUUCAAUACGUAGAUGACCUCCUCCUGGCAGCGCAAUCUGAACAAGACUGCCUCCAAGGGAGCAGGUCACCUACUUAGGAUACCGGCUCCAGGGAGGCCAGAGAUGGCUAACAGAAAGCCGUAAGCAAGCUGUGGCCCUGAUUCCACCACCCAAGAAUGCCCGGGAAGUUCAGGAAUUCCUGGGCAGUGCGGGGUUCUGGAUCCCUGGUUUUGCGGAGCUGGCAGCCCCACUGUAUCCUCUGACUAAAGCUAGCACCCCUUUUACAUGGACAGAGGAGCAUCAGAAGGCCUUUGAUGGCAUAAAAAAGGCCUACUGUCUGCCCCUGCACUAAGCCUCCCCAACAUAAACAAGCCUGUCACCCUUUAUGUGGAUGAAAAGGCUGGGAUGGCAAAAGGGGUCUUAACACAACAGCUCGGACCCUGGAAGAGACCUGUAGCAUACUUCUUUAAGAAAUUGAACAAUGUGGCCAUGGGCUGGCUCCCCUGCCUCCGGUUGGUGGCUGCUGUGGCGGUUCUGACCAAGGACGCAGACAGAUUGACUCUGGGUCAGCCACUCACAGUGAUAGCCUCUCAUGCGAUUGAGGCAGUGGUCCGACAACCCCCUGAUCAAUGGCUUUCGAAUGCACGAAUGACACAUUACCAGGCUCUGCUCCUUAACCCAGACAGACUGCGAUUUGGGGCAGCAACAUCCUUAAACCCGGCUACCCUCCUUCUGGAUGCGGAUGCAGAAACCGCUCCGCCCCAUGACUGCCACCUGAUCCUGGCCGAGACAUGCAGAGCCCAAGAAGACUUGAUGGAUCAACCGCUACCAGGAGCCGAGCACACCUGGUUCACGGACGGGAGCAGUUUUCUGCAAGACGGUAUACGAAAGGCAGGGGCGGCGGUGGUGGACGGGCAGACUACAAUAUGGGCCAGUGCCUUGCCGCCAGGAACCUCAGCCCAGAGAGCAGAGCUGAUUGCCCUGACCCAAGCACUCAGAAUGGCUGAAGGUUGUAGAGUCAAUAUCUAUACAGACAGCCGUUAUGCUUUCGUUACAGCCCAUGUACAUGGAGAAGGGGGACUUUUGACUUCAGCAGAAAAAGACAUUAAAAAUAAGACUGAGAUCCUAGAGCUCUUGCAGUGGCGCUACCAAGGAAAAAUUCUGUUGCCUCAGGGGGCCGCUAAGGAACUUUUGUCACAACUCCAUCUAUGGACCUAUCUCGGGCACAAAAAGCUAAGAACCCUUCUACAAUGGGAAGAGCAAACCUACUAUAUCCAUGACCUCAAUGCCCUCAUCCAACGGAUCACCAGCACCUGUGCCCCCUGCGCAAAGGUGAACACUGGAUGGCUCAAGCUGCCUGAAGGAACCAGGGUUAGAGGAGAAGGGGGUGGGACCAACUGGGAAGUUGAUUUCACCAAAAUCAGACCCUGCAGCUUUGGGAACAGGUACCUCCUGGUUUUUAUAGACACCUUUUCAGGAUGGACUGAGGCUUUUCCUACUAAGCAUGAGACCACCCAGGUGAUGGUCAAGAAGAUUCUUGAAGAGCUCUUCCCGUGGUUCAGACUGCCUAAAGUAAUAGGGUCCGAUAACGGACCUGCCUUUGUCUCCCAGGUAAGUCAGCUGGUGGCCAAAACAUUGGGGAUCAAUUGGAAAUUACAUUGUGCAUACCGAACCCAAAGUUCAGGUCAGGUAGAAUGGGCAAACUGAACAAUUAAAGAGACCCUGACCAAAUUAGCCUUAGAGACUGGCACUAAAGACUGGGUGCAUCUCCUGCCCAUGUCCCUAUUUCAGGUUUGAAAUACCCCCUCGGUGCAUGGGCUCACACCUUUUGAGAUUUUGUUCGGAGGACCCCCACCCAUUAUGGAUGUGCUCCCCGCUGAUCCUAACCAUUCCGUUGACUCCCCAUCCCUCCAGGCCCGACAAUGCACACUCCAGAUUAUUAUUCAAAACCAGCUCUGGAAACCAUUGACUGCUGUACCUCACCCAUUCCAGAUUGGGGACUCUGUAUACAUCAGACGCCACCAGUCUAAGACCCUUGAGCCUCGUUGGAAGGGCCCCUACACUGUGCUUCUGACCACCCCCAUGGCACUCAAGGUGAACGGGAUCUCAGCAUGGGCCCACGCCUUGCACACCAAGAAGGCCAACACCAGCGAGAAUUGGGAGAUACGCCACCAGUCUAAGACUCUUGAGCCUCGCUGGAAGGGCCCCUACACUGUGCUUCUGACCACCCCCAUGGCACUCAAGGUGAACGGGAUCUCAGCAUGGGCCCACGCCUUGCACACCAAGAAGGCCAACACCAGCGAGAAUUGGGAGAUGUACGAGACCCCAGAAUGGAAGCUACAGUGCACUCAAAACCCGCUCAAGAUAAGACUUUUACUCGAUGUUUGA
Cricetulus griseus (Chinese hamster) is the source of this 2463-nucleotide messenger RNA. The record is from RefSeq and is a predicted model, not a curated record. Lineage: Eukaryota; Metazoa; Chordata; Mammalia; Rodentia; Cricetidae.